Messenger RNA from Cuscuta campestris, 3485 nucleotides. Lineage: Eukaryota; Viridiplantae; Streptophyta; Magnoliopsida; Solanales; Convolvulaceae. The record is from the annotation of a GenBank genome assembly.
CGGGAGAAAACCACGGACCUUUUUUGGCGGUACCUUGCCAACGGGGGAUUUUUAUUAAUAUCGGGGGUGUGUACACGGUACAUAAUUUAGGCGUAGAGGCCAUUAAUGGAGCUUUUGAGCUCUUGAAGAAGAAGCAAAAUACACACUAUUCUAGAGAGAGAAAGGAAGUGGGCAGGGGAGAGUGUAAAAACUGGCUUCCUCUAACAUUGAGGGGGAGUCUUCCUUUUAUAGGGGAGGAGGGGAAGCAUAUUCGGGGAAUAUUCUCUUAUUCCUCCAUUUUAUUAAACAAGUCCGGUUUGACUGUUCUUCGUAAAUAAUUGGGAAAUGUGGGCCGAGCCACGUAUUAUUUCCCAUCAAGAAGUCCUCCACUUUUUUAAGUUGUGAGAAUCAUCAACUUAAAAAAGUAAAUAAGUCCUCCGAGUGUAAUCUUCAGUCUUCGUACUUUGGAUUCUUGGCCAGUUGAUAUUAUUGCUAGUCCUCCGAGUCUUCAUUAAUUCUUUUAUUUCUUCAAUCAGAAGUUUUUCCUGCAAAAAAUAAUAUGUACAACAAAAAAAAUUUUGACAGGCCUAUGCCGUGCUCAAAAAAUUAUUAUCUUUACUGAGGAGCUCGGUGUUAGGGUGGUUAAAAUUCACGUGAAUAAUUAUCGUAACAAGAGCGAUGUCAGUUCGAUAAAGCAACAAUGCUUUGAGUAGUUAUACGACACCAGAGUUAGUACGAUGAAGCGGCGGUGCUUCAAGUAGUUAUUUCGUCGAGACCGAUGUUAGUACGGAUUAAGUAAAUAAUACAUAGCGAAAUUAGUAUAUCGAAGUAAUCGAUGUUACUUAAUACGAAUUAAGUAUGUUGCAGCAACUUUGUCGAAAAUCGAUAUUAGCCCGGCUAACUGAUGCAAAUAUCCUCAUGUCAUGUAGAGACCACUUCCGAAGUGCAUUGUUCAAAGGGCCUGAAGAAUUGGGCGUCCCCGAUAAGGGCUCAGCUGAGCCACCGGUGUACCCAAUUCGAUUGGGGUCAGACUUACGAGAAAAUAUGUGCAAGACCGGUGUGUAUAUCAUUCUUGGCCUAUCUCGCGCACAAGAAUGAUAUUUACCAGCGUGCCAGGCCGGGCCUGUGUCACAUAUUUUAAUAUUUUUUAUUAUACUGAGCAAGACCGGUGUAGUAACCAGCGUGCCAGGCCGGGCCUGUGUCUCAGUCUUCCUCUUUUUUUUAAAUACUGAGCAAGACCGGUGUAGUAACCAGCGUACCAAGCUCGGCUUGUGUCUCAGUCUUCCUUCUGAAUUCUUCCAAAUGGUAUGUACAAAUACCCAAAUUAUUGCUCCAUCAUGAUUGGUGCAAUGUAAGAAGGCCUCUUAUUAGUGGUGGGGCCAUGAUAAACAAGUGGGGGCUUAAUUUUCCCUCUUCUCGUGAUGCUCAAUGCACAUGGAUAUCUCAUCAACAUAAUAAUUGAUAAGAUGUCCCCCGCAUCUCUCCACUUUGUAUUCUUGCAUAUGGCUCAUCACUUUGUAUUCUUUUCUGGUUUUCUUUUUGAUGCCUUCGAAUCUUCCGGUCCCUUCUCAUGUGUCUUUCACUUAAAGUCCAACAUAGUGCCUUCCACUUUUGAGAAUGGACCCGAAUUUACAUUUCUUCUUUGAAUCUUCCCUAGCAAUGACAGACUUUAAGACUAGUGGAAAUGGAGACCUCAGUGGUGGCGAUGAUGACGGACUUCGAGGGCAUCAUCAAUAUGAAUCCUCUAGCGGUGAGCGGUCAAAGACGGCACCCGACAGUAACAAAAAUGGAACCAGCGGUGUGCACACCACCAGGGUCUUUUAGCCACAAAGUGGCGGAAAACGCUAACAAGACACAUCGGGGUGGUGGCGGUAGGUAUGUGAAGCUUUUCCAGUGGAGAUGGUGAGGAGACCUUAGCAGAGAUGGCCACAAAAUCAAUGCUCAUGCCGGGGAAGACAUGCUUUUUCGACAGCGGCCAUGAAAACUUCAGCAGCCGGAGCCGGCAGUGUCAAGGAAACUGGUCGGGGAGCCAGGGACGAAGUGUUGCAGGCGUUGUGGUAGCCUUUGAUUCCACAAGUGCCAGGGAGUUUUACGGCCUGCAUGACAUUGAUUCCGAGGAAUUUGAACAACGAUUUGUCGGUUAAACAAGUUGCAGAGGCACUAGAGCACAGCAGACGACCGCGGAUUGGUGGAGUUCAGGAAAUUGGUGUAGGGGACCAGAUCCGAGGCACACGGUGGAAGAUUAGUCUGGGAAUCUAUUGCCGUCGACGUUGACACCACCACCGCGGCUAUCACCAUGUCUGCCCACACAAUCCCAUAGCUGCCCAUAUAGAAAUACAAUUUCUGGUCGUCGAAAAGGAGGCGGAAUAGAAGGACAGCCGGGGACACCUUCAUCUUUGUUUGUGGUAGUCAAUGGGCCGCCCGCACCUAGAUACAAUUGCCGGUGGGGUUGGCGGCCAAGGGCGCGGGUUUGCUCUUUGCUAUAGGUGCGAUGUCAGAUCUGAGAGACAAUAGUGGCGGAAUUAUGUGGCCACAAUGGAUGUUGUUUCUGUAGGCGGCCGCGAUCUCGAUCCACCGGACGCAGUGGACUUCCCCGGCGCUUCAUCAUUGGAGCUCGACGAUGCCUGCUCCGCCGCACGAACCGCUGCCGGUUCCGAAUUCCGAUAUGCCCCUACCCGGCGCUCAGGCGCUGUAUUCGCCGCUGCCAGCCCUUCUGGAUGGGGAACUUGUGCAUCAAUUUCUUGCAAAAUCAGGUCUGAUCCUGCCGUGCUCCGCCUGGAAACUCCAGCCGAAGCCACCGAGUAUUUUGCUGUCGUCGACCACCAGAGAAGUGAGCCUCGUCAGAAUCGCAGCCUUGCUUGGAUUACCGGUUGAACUCGUCGGUUACAUGUAACCCUCGCCGAUGAAGAGGGCAAAGAAGUUCUACAGCCGCAUAGUACGGAGUAAGAAAUUGUGGUGCCAGUAUGCGAAAAGACACCACCCUUUUUCUUCUUCUUGCAAAACUCCAGGACCAAAACACAUGUUCUGUGUUCCAAAGAUAAUACUCCCUUUUUCUAGAUUCUUUCUUUUUGACACUCCAAAGCCUCGUGACCCUCGUCUCCCUCUUCCUUUUUGCAACUAUGACUCUUUAGGUUGUGCAAGAUGGGCAAACAAAAAUGGAGCUUUUUGUUCGGGUCCCACGGUCGGCGCCAAAAUGAUGGUGUAAAUUAUCGACCGGUAUACCGUUUUUAGCCCGGCUAAAACGAUAAACUAGUCUAAAAAUACACCAAAAUAUAAACACGAGGAUUUUGACGUGGAAACCCAAAUCGGGAGAAAAACCACGGGCCUUUUUUGGCGGUACCUUGCCAACGGGGGAUUUUUAUUAAUAUCGGGGGUGUGUACACGGUACAUAAUUUAGGUGUAGAAGCCAUUAAUGGAGCUUUUGAGCUCUUGAAGAAGAAGCAAAAUACACACUAUUCUAGAGAGAGGGGAAGUGGGCAGGGGAGAGUGUAAAAACUGGUCUUCUC